AUGUGCCAAUUCUGUGGUGUUGAUCCAGCUUUUGCUGCCUACUUUGACGAUCCAGCAGCUGAUAGUAGCAACAACAAUGAAGCUCAACAACAGGAACAGCAAGUCGAUAUCACCAGUAGCGGCGACGCACCCGCGCCAAACUUUUUCCGUUUGAAACCAACCAACAAGCGAUAUCAAGCAGGUGGAAGAAUUACCACGCAGCAACUCACAACAUUCGGUUCGUCUCUGUCAUCCAAGGCGCGCGUCAUUAUGGGCCAUCACGGACAAGCUUAUAACGAUGCACUGCGACGUUGGUCCAAAUGCGCCGUGAAGCGCGCACUGGCGGUUGUCAUGGUUGCCGAUGCCGAAGACGUCCGCAAAACGAUAAUCAUGACAGAAAGUCACGGCCUUCCCUUCGUCGUCAAAUGUGGUGGCCACUCCCCAGGUGGCGCGUCAAGUAUCGAGAACGGCAUUGUGAUUGAUUUGAGCUUGCUGAACGACGUGUUUAUCAAUGCGGAUGAGAAACAUGUGGUAGCUGGAGGAGGCGCGCUGGCCAGCCACGUAAUCAAGGCAGCAGCUGAAUAUGGCCUUGCAUGUGUAACCGGGUCGACUAGCCAUGUAGGCAUUGGUGGAUUGAUGUUGCACGGUGGCUACGGAUACCUGACAGGCGAAUUCGGUUUGGCUGUAGAUAAUAUAGUCGCAGCUGAAGUUGUUACUGCCAAAGGCCAGAUUGUGUGGGCCAGUAAGGAUGAAAACCCAGAUUUGUUCUGGUGCAUCCGUGGUGCAGGCAAUAAGUUUGGCGUAGUAACAAAGGUUAGAGAAUUCGUCAUCCAAGCGCAUCCUAUUGCAAAGACGGUUUGGGGCGGUGCCCUCACCUACAACGGCAGCCAGGUGCAGGAAGUACUUGAGGCACUCAAUGCAUGGUUUGCCAAAGGCAAUGUCAAAGGUGCUGCUGCACUUGCACUAGGCAAAGGUGGAGAUGGCAAGGCGGGUAUGACGGUACUUCCAUUUUACAACGGUUCAGAAGAGGACGCAGAAGCAAACUUUGAACCACUGUUAAAGCUAAAGCCUGCUUCACGAGACACAUUCUCCAUGCCAUAUUGGAAGAUCAAUACCUUGAGCGAUGAGCCAACUUUAUACGCUGCCAACCCUAUUCGUUUCGCCUCAGCUAAUAUCAAACCUCCCCUUGAUGUUGAUCAUAUCCGUGGCGCACUCGAACGAUUGGAUAAAUUAUAUACUGACGAACCCGCGGCCGAUGGCACCGGGUCGUUGAUCCUGAUGGUGCAGCCGGAUGGUAUUAUGAAGCACAAGCGAACGGAUAUGGCGUUCAGCUGGCGAGACGAUCACUUUGAUGUAGGCGUCGCGGCGGCCUUUACGGACCCUAGCCUCGAGGACAAGAUGGUUGAAUGGGCACGUGACUAUGCACAGUACCUGUCCUCGCGUGGUGAUAGCUAUCGCUUGUAUGCUAAUCAUUCCGAUUUCAGUGGACCCAGCGCCCGUGAAUUUGGCAUCAAUUACAUGGAGCUAAACAAACUCAAGCAGAAAUGGGACCCCGAUAAUCGUUUUGCAAAGCUGUAG
Messenger RNA from Zychaea mexicana, 1557 nucleotides. RefSeq lists its product as uncharacterized. Lineage: Eukaryota; Fungi; Mucoromycota; Mucoromycetes; Mucorales; Lichtheimiaceae. The record is from RefSeq and is a predicted model, not a curated record. The coding region runs from base 1 to 1557 and encodes 518 amino acids. Gene Ontology annotation, molecular function: FAD binding. The transcript has 5 exons.